Messenger RNA from Pipistrellus nathusii (Nathusius's pipistrelle), 894 nucleotides. Lineage: Eukaryota; Metazoa; Chordata; Mammalia; Chiroptera; Vespertilionidae. The record is from the annotation of a GenBank genome assembly.
AUGCAGGGUGUGGGGAGCUGGAUAAAAGGCGCUCAGCUCGCGGGGACUCUGCACACGGCGGACUCUGCACACAGCGGGCAGCAGCCACCAGCGAAGACAACCAGACCAGCCAUGGCCAAGGAGUGGGGCUAUGCCAGCCACAAUGGUCCUGACCACUGGCACGAGAUUUACCCCAUCGCCAAGGGAGACAACCAGUCGCCCAUCGAGCUGCACACGAAGGACAUUAAGUACGACUCCUCCCUGCAGCCCUGGUCUGCCUCCUAUGACCCUGGCUCCUGCAAGAGCAUCCUGAACAACGGCAAGACCUGCAGGGUCGUGUUUGAUGACACUUAUGAUCGCUCCAUGCUGAGGGGUGGCCCUCUCACCGGGCCCUACCGCCUGCGCCAGUUCCACCUGCACUGGGGCUCCGCCGACGACCACGGCUCUGAGCACACCGUGGACGGGGUGCAGUACGCCGCCGAGCUGCAUCUGGUGCACUGGAACCCCAGGUACAACACCUUCGGAGAAGCUCUGAAGCAGCCGGACGGCGUCGCCGUGGUGGGCAUCUUCCUGAAGAUAGGACGUGAGAAAGGCGAGUUCCAGCUGAUUCUCGAUGCGCUGGACAAAGUGAAGACCAAGGGCAAGGAGGUGCCCUUCACCCACUUCGACCCCUCCUGCCUGUUCCCUGCCUGCCGUGACUACUGGACCUACCACGGCUCCUUCACCACCCCGCCCUGUGAGGAGUGCAUCGUGUGGCUGCUGCUCAAGGAGCCCAUGACCGUGAGCUCCGAGCAGAUGGCCAAGCUGCGCAGCCUCCUGUCCAGCGCCGAGAACGAGCCGCCGGUGCCCCUCGUGGGAAACUGGCGCCCCCCUCAGCCCAUUAAGGGCCGGGUGGUGAGAGCCUCCUUCAAGUGA